This is a messenger RNA of Rhopilema esculentum, 2107 nucleotides long. Its product is annotated as ras-related protein Rab-27A. Lineage: Eukaryota; Metazoa; Cnidaria; Scyphozoa; Rhizostomeae; Rhizostomatidae. The record is from RefSeq and is a predicted model, not a curated record. Gene Ontology annotation, molecular function: GTPase activity; GTP binding.
ACGAAAUCCUACCACAACAAAGAGGAAUUUCAGGCCUAUUGACUUCAGGUUUCAUCAGUGUUUGCUUUUAUAAACUCUGUAUCCUUUUACAAGAUGGAAACACUAAUUUGAGCGCAGGCGGCGAGGCAGUGUGUGUAUGAACACAAAAAGAUGAAGCCAAGAACCGAACAUUUGUGACAAUGACAUAUCGUUUUGCAAAUGGACGGGAUUCCUGCUCUAAGAUCGCCAUUAUGGAUCAGACUCAUGGCCAUUGGAAACAGCCUCGUUGGGAAAACGACGUUUCUACACAACUACUUAAUGAAGGACUUCAGCUUGUUUCAACCGACGCUUGGUGUCGAUUUCAAAGAGGUCCGAAAGCACCAUCGUCCUCUGAAUCCGGAUGGCUCUCGAUCGUCCAAGGCACAGCGGGUUCAUCUCCAACUCUGGGAUACCGCCGGACAAGAAAGGUUUAGAAGUCUUACAGCCGCUUUCUUCCGGGAUGCAAUGGGGUUUUUGCUGAUGUUUGAUCUUACAAACGAGGAGUCUUUUGUUAAUGUGAGAAGCUGGCUCUCACAGUUGCAAACACACGCUUAUAGUGAAGAUCCUAUGAUCGUGUUAAUCGGAAACAAGGCAGACCUCGUGGAUCAACGGCGGGUUGACGAGGAAGAUGCGCGGGCUCUCGCAGAUAGCUUAGGACUUAAAUACUUUGAAACAAGUGCAGCCACUGGCACAAAUGUUGAGUUUGCUAUUGACUCGCUCCUGGAUUUGGUUAUGGAACAAAUGGAAAGAUGCGUUGAUAAGUCUACAUUACCCCCUGGAUUUAUAAAUGGUACAGAACGAGGCCAUCGUUUAAGGGAGGUUGAUGAAGCCGAUGAAGAGAGAAAGAAUUCUUGUAGUUGCUAGGCAAUGUUAAAAAAACAGGUAUUCCAAUAUGAAAAGAUAAUUUAUGUGAAGUCCUAUCACCUAGCUGUGACGUCACUUCCGUCUGGCGCUACAUUUUUCAAUUUCUUUAAAAACGAUAGAAAAGUCUCGCAUGAACAGUAAAGUAGAAGAAACUUUGUUUUGUGAUGAUUUUUCUGUUUCGUGGACAAUAUCAGACUGGCCAGCUAGAAAUAUUUUGUUAGAUAAAGCAGUUAGUUCCUUCAUGAAUCUUUAGUUUUUAGGAUUUUCUCUUUAUAUACACACAGUAAACCGAGUUUUCGAACUUGAUGUCACGUCUAGCAUGUGUUUCUGUUCCCGUUAUUACAAAACCCAGCAUUAGGCCCGUAACUGUCGAGUCAAAUUUGCUUCCAGGCCAGGAAAUCAUUUCUGCUAUAGACAAAACUCGAACGUCCUUUUUUCUCCUCAGAUGUGCAAUAAUAAAUACCAGAAAUGUUGCGCUUGAAAUCUUCACCGUUCGAAAAAAAACGCCACCUUAUCCUAACAACGCCACCUUAUACAAAUUCGCCACCUUCAUCUAAAUCGCCACUUUCAUCUAAAUUGCCACCUUCAUCUAAAUUGCCACCUUCAUCUAAUUCACCGCCUUCAUCUUAUUCUCCACCUUCAUCUUAUUUCAUCUAUCUGUAAUUUCAACCACCUUACACACUAGUGUAAAUGGUUGAAAACUUGGCAAAUAUCUCUCUUUGCCAUUAAAGCCUUGAUUAUGACUAUUAAAAUCCACCUUAACUGAUUGGUGCUUCCUUAAUUUGAAAGACACCACUUAACUUUUAAGAAAACCUAACAUACUACUUCAUUUUUCCGUACGGCAGUUUAUGGAAGGCAAUUCUACAAAUACUGAAUGUCCCUCCAUACCAGAUCUCCAUCACAACCACCUUAUCUAGUAGUAGUCACCUUAUCAACUAGGAUUCACCUUUAGUUAGAGUUAACACCUUAUCUGAUAGAAACAUUUUCAGUACUAAGGUGCUCUGGUCUUAAGGUCCCUGCAAAUUCCCUUUUCCUGGGUUACAGCUUGGUUAAAGAACGAUAGAAAAGUUCAAUGGUCCACCGAGCCGAAUAUCGCUAUCAGUGUAGCAUGUAUAUUUAUACUUACUGUAGUUUGUGAAAUGCUAAUCGCUGUUGAGAUGACGUCAUUUCAGUAAUAAAUACAGUCUAUUUAUACCAUAAUGAAAGGCCAAUUUAGGGAGACAGA